AUGGACUUUUGUGCAAAGAAACUUACUGAUGAGGAAAUGAUUCAAAAAACUCUAUCGACCUUUCCUACCUCUUCCAUGAUACUAGCAAACCAGUAUUGUUUAGAGGUAGAUAACAAAAGAAUCACCACAUUCAGUAGGUUGAUAAACUUACUGCAAGUGGUCGAAAGGCAUAAUGGGAUUCUUGUCAACAACAAUUCCAGAGCUGUCGGGAAAAAGAAAGUUCCCGAAGCUAACCAUGAUAAGGUCAACAAAGGGAAGGUCCCCAAAGGAAAGAGGGCUCGACAUUCUAAUUCACAUCCCCAUGAUCCAUACCCACGUGGAGAUAACACCUCUCGUGGAAGAGGGCGUAAGAGACAUAAUCGAGGUCGAGGGCGAAAUGGUCAUUCUAAUGUUUGGCACAGAGAAGAAACUUCUGGCCAUAGUGGUAGUGAUCCUAAUUUCUAUAAAACCCUUACGAAUCCCGCCACUAAAAAGGCUUCAGAUGUAAGUGCGCCUUGUUUUAAGUGUGGAUUCACCGGACAUUGGUACAAGAAUUGCAAGGCUAGCGCCAAUGUAGCUGCGAGCUAUAAAAAGUACCAGGAAGAUAUCGAACAAGAGGCUAACUACGCAGAAGAAAAUACUGUUACCCUUGACGCUAACCUCACAAUCUCAGAUUUCCUGGGAAACGAGGAUUUUGCCCAACAAUGGAUGUUCCUGACUUUUCCUAGGCCUAAACAUUUAGUUUCUUGUUUCAAGGCUUACUAG
Messenger RNA from Papaver somniferum (opium poppy), 744 nucleotides. RefSeq lists its product as uncharacterized. The record is from RefSeq and is a predicted model, not a curated record. Gene Ontology annotation, molecular function: nucleic acid binding; zinc ion binding. The transcript has a single exon. The coding region runs from base 1 to 744 and encodes 247 amino acids. Lineage: Eukaryota; Viridiplantae; Streptophyta; Magnoliopsida; Ranunculales; Papaveraceae.